GGACAGUUUCUGAUGGGAGCAUUAAGGAAUGAAAAGCUUUGGCAAGAAGACCCUUUAUCAAAGUGCAGAAAUAUGGAAUUAGGCCCCAGAACCAUCAAGUCAUGUAGGAACCCAUCUAUGAGCCACCUGGACCCCUCUGCAACCACAGACAUGUGUACGUCUGUCUGACAUGCCCUUCUUUAGUCAUCUGCAUUUGAAAUUUUGCACCAAAGUGCCCUGGAUUCAGCGACUAGUUUAUGAACUUAAAAGGUAAAGCACGAAGUGCUUUUUCUAAUACACCUGGAAUCAGCUCCUCAUUAUAUGGGAUGAGCAAAUUUUAAAAAUAAAUGUGUUAAAAUAUCCAAAGUAUUAACCCAACUUAUUUUAAACAUCAUUGGAGUAUUUCUGUAAACAUUUAUUUGCUUAUACAAUGGCUGCGCAGAACAGACUUUAUUAGCCAUUUAUUGUAGAGGAUUCUCCAAACUGGUAAAAGGAGAUGUAAAAUAAAAUGCUUCAAUCUGAGUAAAGGCUUAAGUAACAACUAAGUUAAAUCUUUGCAUUAAUAGUAUUCAUAGAAAGGCAGAUGGGAGCAGAAAAUGUUGCGAUGAAGAAUAUGGAAUGAGAUGAGAUCACAGCAUCAGUCUGUCCUUUGUAGAUCUGGACAAUGAUCACAGAGCCAGAUUGGAUUAGUGAAACCUAUUUACCAGAAGUUCAGAGCGAUUGCAUGAAGCAGAAAGGCAGUCAGGAGGGAGAGGUGGAAAAUGCACCAGAUUUACAGCUGCAGCGACGAAAAUUUAGAAGUUUUCACUACCGUGAUUUCAUCCAAAUCAUGUAGUCCUGCCCGAAGACGAGCCAAAACUACACAGCACAUCCUAACAAAGAGUGUGGUAGCCAUAUCCGACCGUCGUCCCCAUCAGGGUGACCUCCUCCAGGUGCUGUACAGCGAAGACGAGGUGCAGGGCUUGGGCCACCUGCAGAGCGUGCAGCGGGGACCCUCCCUGGCCAAAGGGGCUGCCCAGCACGUGGGAAUUACUGAACGAGAAUCAUCCAAGUCCUGUAAUCACCUGUUGGAUGGAAAAUCUUUGUUCCCACCAUCGCCAGUUACCCAUAUCACAGCAAAAGCAGCGCCUGUCACAGACCCUCCCGCAGGUGACGGUACUUCUACAGACGACCACAGGCAGCGCUGGAGGAAGACAGCAGAAUACGACCUGAGCCUGCCACCAGCAGCAGAAGCUUCCCUGCCGCUGACAGGAGGCCACCUGUGUGGGACACCCAGCCUCCUGAGGAAGAUGUGGAUGAAGCACAAGAAGAAGUCAGAGUACCUGGGAGCAACAAACAGUGCCUUUGAGGCGGACUGAUAAGGCUCAGCAUCACUCAGAAAGACCCAAGGUCCUUUGGCCAGGACAAGGUGCUCUAGGAUCACUGAGGGAACAGGCACAGUACAGCUCAUCCAGGAAGACAAUAUCCUUUUUAUUACUCGAUGCCAUUGCCUCAGAAUGAUGGGAGAAAGGCUAAGGUAAAUGGUGAACGUAAUGCAACUCACUGGCCUUUCUUUGUUGUGAUAUGCUAAAAUACCAAGUACCUAACCAGAUUUACAUCUUGACUCAAUGAUGCCGAAACUACUGCUGGCCCACUCAACAUUUUACGUGUCCUGUCUGAAUCAGCUCAGAUACACAACAAGAAAAGCCUACCAAGAGGUUUGUGUGCUCCUGCAAGGCGACAAAUCAGUUUCAGGGUGCCAUUAAAUCCCAGGGCUCUGCUCAUUGUGUACCACUGCUUGUCCUCUUCCCCCUCUCAUAUCACGAGAUAAAAACCGCAUCAUACUAUAUGCUUGGUUGAAUGACAUGUGCUUAACACCUUUUUUUCUUCAGUUUCGAUGUUUCAAGACAGGGGCAAAAGAUGUAGUAAUUCUAAGAGAAUGGGUGAGCCAGAACUGAGCAAGUUUGCAAACACACAUUUACCAAAUUCUGCUAUGUGACAAGUGAUUGGUAUUUGAAAGUGUCCUGCCAGAUCAAACUGUGAGCGACUAGCUAACCUCAAGAGAUACUUCGUUCCAUAGAACCUGCUUGUAUGUUAUGUAAUAGUCAGCAACUUACUCUCUACCUAUGUGGUAUAGGAUAGUUCACUAAGUGCGUAAAACACUAGGAGGAAAGAAGAUAUGUAAAUGGGGUGACUAAGCAUGAGAUAUUUGCAUAUAGGAGACCUGUGUUUACGAACUGAUGCAUUUAAUGGAAUUAGCUCAAAAAUUUUCUCUUUUUUAUUUUUCAAUUCAGAAGUUAGUUUGAAAUUUUUCUCUUUUUUUUUUUUUCAAUUUAGAAAUUGCUGAUCAUGGUCCUUUGGUUUUUCCUCCCAAAGAAAAAAAAGUUUUAUAAAAAAUAUUUCACCAGUAUUACAGACAAUAUUAGUAAUGAACAAUAUUUGCCUCAUAUGAGCGCUCUCCUGGUUAUUAUAAAACAUUUCAGUUUGCCUAAACACAGACCUUGAAAUACAAAAUUGGAGGAAGCAUGUCUCCAACAGCUCAUAGUAAUGACAAUCGUCUCUAAUCUAACUGCCAGUGCCCCAAAGCAUAAAUGAAAAAUCAAAGUUGCACUGGAUGACAGAAGCAGAGGAAAAAAGCUCUCAUCGGAAACUUGCUUACCUGCAGCCAGUGUACUGAAACUACUGAUUUGCCAUCAUACAGUGGCAGGGUGCUGAGAUGAGGAAGCUCCAGAGCCGUGGACCCACCAAAGGUCUGAACCAUACAUCAGUAGUGUUAACAGUGGGUACAGCUCCUUCCCCUCCUGCCACAACCACCUGGGCAACUUCUGCACUUGGGCUACCUCUGACUUCAGCCACUGCAUGUGUUAAGCUCAUCUUCAGCCUGGACUUAGAAAAAAGUAUAUUCCUAAUUUCUCUUGCAGCACAGGACUGAAGGAGCCUUGAAUUACAGUCUGCAGAGCUGCAGGCUCAGGAGCCCCCAGCUCAGAGGUACCAGGGUACCUCCUGGGAGGGAGGGAAAUGCUGCUGAAGCAGCCAGCUCCUCUCUCUUUGGGUUCACAGGUUCUCACUUUGACAACCUGAGCAACCAAAGCCCACAAGAUGGGAAAACAACUGGAGCAGCCCAGUAACCAACUUGCUUUAUAGAGUAAAUGUCCCUGGUGCCUCCAAAGAAGGUGGCAGGUGACACCUGCAUGGGGCUGGACCUGCUAAAGAAGGUGGUGGGAUGGAGAUGGAAGUGUAUAUUUUAAAGAGUACUAUGGCUUUUCAUAUGGCCAGAGCCAACCCGGUCCAGAGUCUGCCAAGGAGGGGAGAGGCACUAGACCUCCAUAAAAUACUUCUGUCAGCCUUCACGUUCAGCUGUCCACCGCUGCUUCUGUCACAGGCUUCUCCUUCAGAAGUGCUCAACAACUCACAGAGGACACCCUUGCAGCUAGAAGUCACACAGACUCUCCCCUCCUCCUUACCCAAGACCAAAGUCCUUCUGUGGCCCAGCAGCCUGACUGAGGGAUGAUUUCCUCUCCUGCUUUUGUUUCUUCCUCCUGGGAAAGGACGGGCACACAGCUCAUCAUUAACCAUGCGCUGAAAGGCCCCGGCUGCUGGCAAGGCGAGAAGAGGCAAUGGUGGGCUGGCAUGGACCAUGUGUCACCAGCCACGGUGUGUGGGAGCCACGCCGAUGCCGGCUGAAGGCUGCACACCUGAACAGCACCAGAGGAGCUUUCUCACAGGGGUCCAACAAGCCUGAGAUGGUGCCCCUGCACAACAGCCCAGACACUGUAACCCUGCCAACGUCAGGUCUUCGAUGACUGAACCAAGCUGCAGCCAUGGCUGAGUUUGUCCUGAAAUGUCUUUCACAAGUGUCACCAAGCACACUACUCCCUCCCACUCCCCAGCCCGCAGAAAUCCUGCCACAAGCCUUGGCCUCGUACACACGUGCUAUUUUUACACAUAGAGGUAAACCUGGUAAAUUCAGUGGGACUACUUUCUCGCACAGCAAUGCAUACGUUCAAGGCAUAAGGAGAAGUGUCAUCACCAGUUCCCUUUUUUAUUCUAAUUACCUAGGCAGAGCAAAAACAAAAAAGAUGGACAGAUGCUGAGAAAAGUCCAUUUGCUGCAUUUGGGGUAAUUAAGACAGUGAGUGUUUGUGGUACCUGCCCUUCUAGUGAACUUGACCCGUAGAGCACCCAACACAGAGGCCAGGGCAGCAAGAGUUUUGUUUGUCACGAGAACUGUAUCGUAGCAUUUAGUUUGUUAAUUGAUAGCUUUAAGCAGUAUGAGGAUGAAGGAGGAGAAGAGACGAUUAAUGUUUCUACCUAAUUGCUGUAUCUUGAAAUGUGUAUUUAUGAUUUUCUUAUUUAUUUAAUUUAUAAUUUGGAUCUACAAGAGAAGGAGAGAUUUACAAGCAGCAUAUUUAAUUUUUUUGUAUUCCAGGAACUUCCAUGGAUAUUUCUUGUAUUGUAGUAGAUACUUAUUUUAUCGAUUCAAAUAAAAUAUGUUCCAUUCGUUACAAAAAAAUAAUAAAAUAAAGGAGCAAGUAGCAUGUGGUAGCA
Messenger RNA from Columba livia (rock pigeon), 4505 nucleotides. It is a transcript of the gene VXN, whose product is annotated as vexin. The transcript is spliced from 6 exons. Gene Ontology annotation, biological process: neurogenesis; neuron differentiation. Bases 741 to 1337 code for a protein of 198 amino acids. Lineage: Eukaryota; Metazoa; Chordata; Aves; Columbiformes; Columbidae. The record is from RefSeq and is a predicted model, not a curated record.